CAAGAAUAUAAGGAGGCAAGGACUAAAAAGCACGAGUUUUGGUUCUCCUUUGCACUUUCCAGUGCAGUGCCAUUUUUAUAGUCUUCUUCCGAGGUAAGCAAAGGGCAAAAAUGGGAAUCUGGGAUUUCAUAAGCUCCGGCACAGAAGUGGUGAAACGGAAUACACGGGAUCUAGCAACUCCGGUGAAGAAGGUAUGUGAAAGAUCCUAUUAUUACAGUGCGGCCACCGUCAGAAAGAUCGACGACGAACUACAGAAGCUGGGUCAGUACAGUUACAUGCCUGAUGAAGAAGGCAGGGCUAAAAUCGUCAAUUUCAGUACAAAAUUCGUCAAAAAUGCUUCCUUUUAUGCGGUUAAAGAAGCAGCCAACAUCUUCAUCCCUGGUGUCUCCCAAAUUUACUCUCAAACAGUUCGCGAAAUGGAAAUCGAGUCUAAAAAGAAUCAAAACGUGUCGCCUGACAAGGAAAUAGCUGGCAAUUCGAGUAAGGAUACCAGUAGUACUGGUACUCUGGGAUUGCUCGAUGGGGCUGAGAUUCUGGAAAAAAGAGAACCACCGUUAGUUUCUGAAAAUAAAGUUGAGGUUGAUUCAUUUGCACAUCGAACAGCUGAAGAGGGGGGAGCUAUAAGUGGUCAACCGAACAUCAUUCGUCAAAAAAUUAGAUCUUUAAUAUAGGUUUGAACGUCUUUGACGAAAUUUCUAGCUCUGCCAUAGACUUGAAGACGUCCUACGAGAUGAAGGAAUUUAUUGGCACUCGUUAUCUGGACGAUUUACUGGUUCCUGAUCAUCGACAACAGAAGAAAGCAUAAUUGAUUCUAGUAUGUAUAUUGACAUUUCAUAUAUAUUUAAUGUUUGUGUUACUGGAUUGUUCCUAGUGUAUGUUUGUAUGUAGAUAUCUAAUUUCUUAAGUUACCUCUUUGUUGUGCUUCCUUUGAAGCAAAAUUUAUAUAGUUAUAGUCUAUGCAACAACAAUUUGGACUGCAGAAUCACGAGUUUGAAUAUCUGUUAAAUGACUCUACGAUUGUAUUCACAAUUUGAAUCAGAGAAUCAUGACGAGUUUAAUUG
Solanum dulcamara is the source of this 1061-nucleotide messenger RNA. RefSeq lists its product as uncharacterized. The record is from RefSeq and is a predicted model, not a curated record. The coding region runs from base 111 to 671 and encodes 186 amino acids. The transcript is spliced from 3 exons. NCBI's taxonomy places the organism in Eukaryota, Viridiplantae, Streptophyta, Magnoliopsida, Solanales, Solanaceae.